AUGGAGCCAAAUGCAGGCCAUGAUGACUUCUUUGAACGCAUCAACUUAGAAGGAAAGAACACCGGGGCAGCAUUUUUCAUACAGCCGGGCUCUGGAGCUGAAACGCACUCCGGUGAUUGUUGCUGCAUCAACAUUUACAUAAACAGCAAUGUUCAGGGAGCUAACAAUUCGUUUCUGGAUGGGAGUUGUGUGAAAAUGAAGGAUCCAGGAGUUCACUUGUUCUUUGGAGACGUGAAGUUGGGCAAGUCUUUAAGAAGAAACAAGAUGAAGAGAAGGAGAAGGAGAAAGAAAGAGGAAAGCCCAUCUGCUUCGAAGCAGCAGAUAGGGUCUUGUCCCAUGUUUUUUGGAACUUAUCCAAACAUCAACUUAGCCAAUAACGCUAAGUAA
Messenger RNA from Prunus armeniaca (apricot), 387 nucleotides. The record is from the annotation of a GenBank genome assembly. NCBI's taxonomy places the organism in Eukaryota, Viridiplantae, Streptophyta, Magnoliopsida, Rosales, Rosaceae.